UGGGCAAGUUGUUUACAUUUCAAAUCAUUCAAGCAGCCUGUAAGUCAACGACAAGCACACACUCAAACACACCAGUGCACCUAUUCAAACACACACACAUAGUCCAGCGACUGGCAGAUAACACAAGACCCACAUUACACAAUCUACUUGUGUUGAUCCUUCAAACUGGAAUGCACCCAUUGGGCGACGGAAGCCGUCCAAACUCCUGAACAUUUUUGUCAACAAGAACAUAUUAAGGUUUCUCCGUGUCAUCAUAAUGAGCAACAAUUGGUCAGUCUCGCUGCUGGUGUCCGUGGUCCUUGCCCUCACAGACCUAACUCAAAGCUUCCAACCACUCUUUGUAUCUGAUGGAAAUUCCACUUCUCACCGCGACAUUACCCAAAUGGCAAUACUCCGAAAGACUGCCGAGGUCUGUCGAGACAUUGCUGUAGCAGAGGGAAAGGACUUCAUUCUGACUGUUGAUAACAGUCUAACAGUUGACCAAGUACAAGAGGCAUGUUCGUUUACAGACAAUUCCAUCUCGCUUCUGUCCAGUGUCUUGUUCCAUAUUUCCAUUGCCAAUAUGUACUUCAGCAAUGCCAAUGUGGAUUUAGCGUCUAUGCUGAGUGACGAGCAUCAUUUUGAUGGUGAGACGUUCCAGAAAGGGAGAGACCUAAUAACAAAAGGUGUGUCUGCUGUUAAGGCCAGUGUAAAACUGGAGAACUUCAUUACAGGGCGCUGGACUCUUGGACGUGUAUGUCACACUCUGCAAGACUUCUACAGCCACAGUAACUGGGUGGAGUUGGGGAACACGUCUCCUUACAAUGCCCUGAUCAAACCUGACCAAAUCAUUGAGAAUGUGGCAGGACCAAAUAUUUCAACCUGUAGAAACUGUACAGGAGAGAGCUGCGACAAUAACAUUUUGCCUGACAUACUGCAGCAAGGGCUUCUUACUUCUGGCUACUUCAACCUCAUAUCCUCGGAAAAACCAGAUGGUAAAUGCAGCCAUGGUGGUUCUUUUGACCAAACGAGUAAACGUGACCCAGUUGGGGGCAUCAAUAAAGACCAAAAUGGGUCCAGCCAUGGUUCACUACACCAUGAAGCAGCUGAUUUGGCCGUAAAUGCCACUGUGGAGCUUCUGGAGGACAUCAGAUUAGCUAUAGGAGACAAGAACUUUCUUCGAUUGAUGGGCCUCUCCCAGUCCUCUGUACUGUGUUUUGUCAUCGACACAACUGGCAGCAUGAGUGAUGACAUAGCUGAAGCAAAAAGAGUUUCCUUUAACAUAAUUGACAGGAAGCGGGGAACCCAACAGGAGCCUUCAGCCUACAUUUUGGUUCCUUUCAAUGAUCCAGGAUUUGGACCUCUGCUAAUAACGACUAAUGCAGACAAAUUCAAAGAAAGCAUCAAUGAGCUGACGGCCAGCGGAGGCGGAGAUGUCCCAGAGCUGUGCUUAUCUGGACUUCAGCUUGCCCUGACUGCUGCUCCACCCUCAUCCGAGAUAUUUGUUUUCACUGAUGCUCCAGCAAAAGAUGCUGACUUGAAAAGCACCAUCACCGCCCUUAUAGAGAGCACCAAGUCGGAGGUCACUUUCAUGUUGACAGAUGUCUUGACCAGUCGACGCAAGAGAGCACUGAAUCAAGCUGACGCUCAACUGUACCGUGACCUUGCCCGGGCCUCUGGCGGUCAGGCUAUUGAGGUCAGCAAGUCAGACCUUGUUCAAGCUACAAGUGUUAUCGAGGAUUCCUUACAGAGUGCAGUGGUAACGGUCUUUCAAAUCAUGAUGAACCCUGGAAAGCCUGAUAAUUUUACAUUUACUAUUGAUCGUUCGCUGCGAAACAUUACAAUCUACAUCACAGGAACGCCCUCUCUCUCCUUUAAUCUGACAAGCUCUGCGGGUGUAUCUCAGACCUCCAGUGAGUCCAGUGGCCCUCUUGCGUCUUUGAGCUUGGCAGGUAACCUACGACGACUGACGCUCAACAAUGACAAUGAAACAGGGCUUUGGGAAAUCAGCGUAGACUCCAAUGACCCCUACUCGUUAAAGGUCGCAGGUCAAAGUUCACUGAACUUCAUCUAUAAUCUUUUGGAAGCACAUGAAGGAGUCCAUGCAGACUUCUUUCUAAAGGAGGGACGUCCUCUUUCGGGCGGUAAUGCCACCCUCUUGGUCACAGUGGCAGGGUGUGACAGUGUUAAGAUUCCAGAGGUCACAUUGUAUGACAGCUCAGGGGCAACGGAGAUCACCGGGGCCUUGCAGUCAUUAGGAGGUUCUAACUUUCUGGUGACGUUUAAUGAGAUCCCAGCGGGUGAGUUUGUGGUUCGGUUGAAAGGAGAAGAGAGCAGCUCAUCAUCAAGAUCAACUCCAAGCAGUUUCCAGAGGCAGGGCUCCACUCAGAUUAAGACUUCAAGCAUCUCAGUGACUGCUCAAGCCAACAGCACCAACAUCGAACCAGGUUCCACUGUCUCCAUCCCUUUUACGGUCUCCACAACAACCAGCGGAGUCGUUAACAAGACCGCCACUGGGACAUUCAUAGUGCGGGCUACCAACGACCGCAGCUUUGACUCCACAUCACCCGGUUCUGUCACCAUAGAAACAGACAGUGACGGGAAAGCCAACGGCACCGUGACCCUAACCGCUCCUGACAGCGCGGUAUCGGGAACCGACGUAACGCUUACGAUUGAGGCGGAAGAUGCAGCUACGGCUGGUACCAACUAUAUCGUCCUUAGAUUUUCAGUUGCUUCUGAGGUGACCGACGUUAACAGACCAGUGUGCCAAGAGGUCAGUACAUCUACCAACUGUUCAACUUCAUCGCUCUGUGACUCCUCCCAGUGGAUAUUUGUGGCCAACUUGACAGACGGUAUAAAUGGGACGGGUAUAGAAAGAGUCACCAUACGUAAAGGGUCCGGCACCCUCAACACAACCACAGUUGUGGGGCCAGGGGGCGAGAACAUUACUGUGGCCUCAUACCGGUCCUCCUGCUGUGCAGACAGAGUGGAGCUGACUGUUGUGGACAAUGUGGGAAAUGUUGGCAUUUGCGUGGGCCAGGUGAGACAGUCCACCACAGUUGCGCCUGUGACUGCAGCUCAUGUGACUCCUAACAACACCACGUCCACCGGAGGGGAUAGUCUGAGCACAACACUUUGGGUCUGGACCACUGUUGUAGCACUCACACUUUGGAAAUGAAAGAGAUGCAUGGAAGUAUAUUGAUUGUAGUACAUUAUUCAGAUACUUUGAUUGACAAGCUGUAACAAAAUCGAUCGAUAUUAUUCUAUUGGUGUUUAGAUGUGAACGGUAAUCAUAAUUUAGUUUUAUGAGAUUUAUCUACUCAAAACAUGUUUAUUGUACACAAUAGCAGAAUGAAUUGUAUAGCAUAAUAUAUUUUUAUGAAUGUUAUUGAAUUUCUUUAUGGGAUUACAGCAGUGCACUCUCACUUAACCACCUUUGGUUGAAGAAAAAAAAACAAUAUGGGGAAA
Messenger RNA from Hippocampus zosterae (dwarf seahorse), 3447 nucleotides. RefSeq names its product von Willebrand factor A domain-containing protein 7-like. The transcript has 18 exons. The record is from RefSeq and is a predicted model, not a curated record. The coding region runs from base 257 to 3157 and encodes 966 amino acids. Lineage: Eukaryota; Metazoa; Chordata; Actinopteri; Syngnathiformes; Syngnathidae.